This is a messenger RNA of Symbiodinium natans, 2064 nucleotides long. The record is from the annotation of a GenBank genome assembly. NCBI's taxonomy places the organism in Eukaryota, Dinophyceae, Suessiales, Symbiodiniaceae.
AUGAGCAGCACGCCGACACCAAGUGAGGCGUCCGGCAGCCAAACUGGCCUGGUUCCUGCGCUACUGUGCCAGAAAUGUGGUGAAGCCACAAACAUGGCCAGUAGCAGUGCUACUGGCCGAAACCCUCUGUUGCGAGCCUGCAACGGCUGUUGUGCAACGGAGAAGUGGCUGAAUAGAAGCCUGGCCAAGCCCAAGGGCCGAGAUGAAACGGAAGAGGAAAAAGCACGCCGAUUGAACGCACAAAAGAUCAAAGAUGAGCUGAAAGCCACAAGACGCCCGAAGACAGGAAGAAUUGGCCAUGUGGAAGAAAGAAGGAUUGCUUCCUCCUUCAAAGACAAUGUGGAGGUCUACGUACCGUUCAGAACUUGGGCAGCUCAAGAAAUGUCGCUCAAGGUGUACAACACUUUGAAGGAGGCUGAGGGAGGCUGGGAGAAACUCCUAGCAAACCCGGCCACCUUGACCGUGCAGCAGAAUGGCCAGACCUGUGUGAAGCAGUUCCACGGGGUGGAGGUGCGACAACGCGACGGCCACGAGUUCCAGUCAGGACUGAGGCAGAGAAUGGAUAUCUCCGAUGAGAAGGAGCUGGAUGAAUAUUUGGAAGAGAAUGAGAGCCGGCUGAAGCGAGCAAAGAACAGGCUUUCAGUCGAGGCCAAGGCAAACGAGGAAGAAGGUGGUGAGAAAAUCAUCCCUCUGCUUACUGUCCGCAAAGACCUGGGGCAGCUGAAAGAGAUUGAGGAAGCAAGGGAUGCAGAGAUGCAUGCCCAGGCCGCUGCCAUUGCAGAGAGAAAAGCCAGGGAAGCAAAGCAGAAGAAAGACAAAGAAGAGAACCAGGAGAAGUCCCUGCCCCUGGAGAAGCUGGCACUGCAGUCUGCAAAGGGAAAGGCAGUGCAGACCAUGACAAACGUGCUCUUGAGGCUGCAAACAGUUUACAAGACCUUGGAAGAGGAGGCCAACAAGAUCACAGAAAACGAAAGCGAAGACAUCAAGAAGGAGCAGGCUGCCAAGUUCCGGUGUGUGGCCAUUGCCAUGCAGACCCUGGAAACCGCCAUCAAUGAGAAGGACAAAAGUUGGGAGCAUGAGACAAGCACACACCAGACUGCGGACCAGCUGGCGGCCCUGAGGCAGCAAAUCACCGAGGCGACCAAAAACUUCCACACAACCUCUGAGGAGUGCAAGGCAGCGAGAGACACGGUCACGGAUGUGAGGUGCUGGCUGAACAGCACAAAAAAGGCAAUCCGCGACGCAGAGAAAGCAGCCCAGAAAACAGCUGCUGGGAAGAAGAUAGCCAAAGUUGCUGCCAGCAACACCCUGGAGCAGCUGGGCAUGGCCUUGGCCAAGGACUGCAGCGGCAUGACAGAGUCAUGUGGCAACAUGUCCUACAGCCUCAAUGCCGUUUUUAAGCUGGACUACUACAAGUUGCAGAAGACAUGGGUGGCAGAGAAGAUGAAGUUCGUGCAGGGCAGCAGUUGCUCCGCCAUCGUGUCCAAGAAAGCUGUGGCCGGCAGGCUGGCCCAGUUCUUGCAGAGGUCUUGGCCCGACAUCCUGGGCGAUGACCCACUGCGAGGAAUUCCUGCCGAGGCACAGGACCAUUUCGUGAUUCAGUUCGCCCAGAGGCACAGCAACACCGGAAGUAUCUAUGCGCGAACAGAGAUGAAUUGCCCAAUGUUGCUGAUUCUCUUGGAGGGGGAGUUGGCAGUUGGAGGGUUCCGUCCUGAGAGGCUGGGUGGCAAGACCCUAGCCGAGGAAGUGAAAAAGUUGGAAAGCAUGACAGCUACACAGAUCCGACUGGAAGCGGAAAAUCAUGGCUGGAUUUCCAGGCUGAAGCCUGGAGCAAGCAUUGUGAUUCCGUCCAACUGCGUGUGGUUUGAACUUUCGGGGGACGAUGACGAGAAUCACAGCAUUCGCCAAGUGCUUGGACGAGAGGCCUUCACACCUGCAAUGCUCCAGUGGCUGCAGCAGAUGGACAAGGAGGGUAGCCUGGCACAGAACGAGGCCUUGGUGAAGUCAGGCAGCGUGAAGCCUUCGAUCCAACUCGAGGGCAAGAUCCAAGGGUCACAACCGUGA